Messenger RNA from Maylandia zebra (zebra mbuna), 1917 nucleotides. Lineage: Eukaryota; Metazoa; Chordata; Actinopteri; Cichliformes; Cichlidae. The record is from RefSeq and is a predicted model, not a curated record.
UGCUUUGCCUGGAUCUCAACUUGCUUUAGCUACUUCUGGAUUAACACACAUUUUCUCUUAUUUUCAGCGAUUGUGGAUUUUUAAUUUGUGAGCGGGUAAAGUAAAGGACAGUCAUUAUAAGUUGGCGGAGUGGCCGUCAGGAUGUCAGCAUCAUUACAAGUGACGCAGAAGCUGCAGCAUCAGCAUCAACAUCAACAUGAGGAGAAGCAGCAGCAGCAUCUCUAUGAGAGCAGCUAUUACCUGAGCAGCAAGUCGUCUGUUAGCAAGCAGUCAUUCUCAACUUUCAAGACCACCAGGCAUCGCAAGAAGCUCUCUGUGAAGACAGAGAAGGGGCAGGAGGUGGUUAAACUGAGCCCACUACCCAAGAGAGCCAAACGCACCUACCUGGCAAUGGACAAGGACAAAGAAGUUAUCGGCUAUGUUAUUCCGGUGUUUAGAGCCAAUCAUGAUGUAGUUCGGGGCUUAAUGGAGGCCCAGGAGGAGGUCACAGAGGAGGGCAUCAACUAUGUGGCCAUGAGGAACCUGUUUGUCAGGGAGGCCAGGGAGGCCAUGGAGGUGAAAGUGGAGAAGAAAACCAGGUCAAAGCAUGUCAGGGAAUCUGCUGAACGCCUGGAAAUGAGCAGGACGAUGGAGGAAUGGUCGGAGUUCCGUAAGAAAAUGAACCCAGACAGCCUGACACACCGCCCAGAGUUCAUUGUCAAGCCCCGUGGACAGACUGUUUGGGAGGGCAAGGAUGUCAAGUUGCACUGCACCGUGGCUGGAUGGCCCAAACCCAGGAUUGCCUGGUAUAAAAACAACGUCCUCAUCGAUGCCAAAGCCCACUCCGAGAAGUACACAGCUGAGAGCAAUUACAACAUGCACUCUCUGGAGAUCAAGAACUGUGAUUUCUUCGACACUGCUAAGUAUCAUAUCUCUGCCCUCAAUGUGAAAGGGGAAGCUUCUGCUGUGGCCUCUGUGGUUGUGAAAAGGUUCCAAGAGGGUGUUGAACCAGGCCCACUCGAUCCUAAACCACAUGGUUUUAGCCCUGAGCAUGGUGUUACCUUUGAAACCACCAUUAUUGACAAAUUUGAAGUGGCUUUUGGCUCUGAAGGGGAGACGUUGAGCCUCGGCUGCACUGUCAUCAUUUAUCCCACUGUGAAAAAAUACCAGCCUGAAGUCGUGUGGUACAGAAACUCUGUCCCAUUAAAGCCCUCUAAGUGGGUGCACACUCACUGGUCUGGGGAACGUGCCGUACUCACUCUUGUCCACCUUAACAAAGAAGAUGAGGGCAUGUACACCCUGCGCGUCAACACCAAAUCUGGCUAUGAUACCUAUGCUGCCUACGUGUUUGUCAGAGAUGCCGAUGUAGAGGUUGAGGGGGUACCCGUAGCCCCCCUGGAUGUGCGCUGUCAUGAUGCCAACAAGGACUAUGUUGUGGUAACCUGGAAGCAGCCAGCGGUGGAAGGCAGCAGCUCCAUCCUGGGGUACUACAUCGACAGGUGUGAGGUGGGCACCCAUCACUGGGCUCGGUGUAAUGAAGUCCCAGUCAAGUACGCUCGCUUCCCUGUCACAGGACUGGUGGAGGGGCGGUCUUACGUGUUUAGGGUGCGUGCCGUAAACAAGGCCGGAGUCAGCCAUCCAUCCCGCGUCUCUGAGGCCGUGGUAGCCAUGGAUCCCUCUGACAGAGCACGCCUCAGAGCUGGACCCUCAGCUCCUUGGACUGGAAUGAUCAAGUUCACAGAGGAGGAUCCGACAGGUCUAAUAUAUGGACUUGACCAUCCCACUCAGCUGCUUGCACAUCUCUUAGGUUUACAUCGUGUAGUCCCAGGAGAACCAACUGAUGUUGUGGUUACUGAGGCAACUAAAAGUUAUGUGGUACUUGCCUGGAAGCCUCCAGCCCAGAGGGGUCAUGAAGGAGUCAUGUAUUACAUUGAGAAG